GCAUUAAGUUCGCUUGUAUAUAUGCAGCUACCGUGUUAAGUUACUCUAUCUUACCUAUAGGAAAAAUACUUUUCAAAUAUUUUAUGAUGAACGAUGAAUUUGAAAAAGAGUAUCCUCAUUAUACUGAUUAUAGUUUCAUUGACGAGGACAAGUAUUAUGCACUUAUAAUACUUCACAUAAUUUUUACGUUUAUUUAUUACAUAAUAGGAGUUUCUAUUUAUGAAUUUGGUUUCAUAAUUAGUAUGAGACAUAUAUGCGGCAUUUUCGAAAUUGUUAGGAUACGUUUGCAAGAAGCCUCUACGGUUUUAGAGGAGUACGAGGCGAACUUGCUGGAUUAUACAAUUUCGAAUAUUAAAGCCUACGAACACGUAGCGAAAGCUAUAAAAUUACACAACGAAGUACUCGAAAUGGUGCCACUGAUGGAAAAAACUUAUAAGAUUUGUUGGUUCACGAUACUUUUGGCGAAUGCCUUUAUCUUCAAUGGUGGAAUAUACUUGGUUAUACUAAAUUUAUCAAACCCAUUCGUUUUGAUCAGAUAUGCUACUAUUUUUGCUGCGUUAUUCAUACAUUUUUAUGUAAUAUUUGCACAUGGCCAGAUGAUUAUCAACUCCAGUUCGUCUGUGUUCGACGCUUGUUGCAGUUGUAAAUGGUAUCUCGCUUGUCCGAAGACGAGAAAAUUGUUAUUCAUAAUGAUGUUACGAAGUUCCAGACCAGAAGUAAUAACUGGUGGAGGUUUCUUCAUCAUAUCAAUGGAAACUUACAGCAAGAUGAUGAAAGCUGGAUUCUCGUAUCUCUCUAUAUUUACAAGCCAGAUGAAGUUGAAUUAUUCAGUUGAACAUUAGGUGUGUGGAAGCAAUUUGGUUGUCUUUAUGAGUAAAGCUAGAGAUUUACAAUUUAUAUUUAAUAUUAGAAUCUAAGAUAUUUAUUAUAAUUUUCACGCUUACUGUUGUGAUGACUACAGCUAGAACUAUUUAAGUUAUAUCAAAUUGAUGUUUUAAUAUAAAUUUAGUCACAUAAAAAUCACGACAUUGCAGAUUUAUGCUGUUAAAAGUUGAACGAAUAUCGAUUCGCAAAGGUUACCGUCUAACUUUUAUUCCUUGUUACAAUAUUAAAGCCAAAUUCUGAAUGAAUUAGUUCUCGCUUAUAUCUAGGUCGUAUACGUAGAAGUAAACAUUUCCCUAAAUUUUUUAUCAAAGUAUUUAUUAUGACAAAAGUUAUUAAGUUCAAAAAAAUGAUGUAAUUUUUUGUAAAGCCAUAAUUCGAAAAGCGAUAAGAGAAACGUGGCUAGUAUUUUUUACAUGCGUGUAAGAUUUUAGACAUUUAUCAUAUAAGUGAUGAAAAUAUCUUUUUUAACAAAAUUUUUAAUAUAUAUUCUCAACAAUCGCAAGUAUCUGAAAAAUUUUCUCAAUACGAGUCACUUCUAAGCAAACAUGCAAAGCGAUACAACACGACAAUGCACAAUGGCACUAGCUCUAUUGGAAUUGAUUUGGAGUUAUAACCUACUCUUGCGUUGGAGUAUGGCAACAAGGCAAGGUCAAGAUCAUCGCCAACGAUCAAGGCCCAGAACGUCACCAUCCUAUGUUGCUUUCACGGACAAUGAGCAACUCAUUGGAGAUGCCGUUAAGAAUCAAGUGGCGAUGAAUCCCUCCAACACAGUUUUCGAUGCCAAGAGGCUUAUUGAUCGAAAGUUCGACGAUUCAAAGAUCCUGAGCACAUUCAAACCAGCAAUCACUCCAGCGUCUUUGGUGGCUUGAUGUUGCGAGUCGUUGAAGUACGCGGUCACUGUAAUCACCGCGUCUUUCACCGUUUUUCCCAAGUAUUCGGUUGAGAAAAGAAUGGGAAAAGCAUCUCGUAAUAGUUACGGAAAAUAUUAUUGUUAUUAUUAUAGUUGUUGCUUGCUUCGUAAAAUUCAUCACCUAUUGUUUUUACAGUGAAAAUUGAAAUGCACUAUAUAAAUUCACAUAUAUACA
Molecule: messenger RNA, 1970 nt
Organism: Phymastichus coffea
Lineage: Eukaryota; Metazoa; Arthropoda; Insecta; Hymenoptera; Eulophidae
Product: odorant receptor 10a-like
Exons: 7
Coding region: 84-842 (252 amino acids)
Biological process (GO): detection of chemical stimulus involved in sensory perception of smell; sensory perception of smell
Cellular component (GO): plasma membrane
Molecular function (GO): odorant binding; olfactory receptor activity
Source: RefSeq, a predicted model, not a curated record